GGAAGCCUUAAAGAAGCUGGGGCGGCGGGGCGGCCGGGCGGGCAGCAGAGGCCGCGCAUCGCGGCGGUCGUCUCCUCGCUUCCGAGCCGACCGCGGCACCGUCACCAUGUCCCUGGCGGCCUCGGCGGGCCGGGGCCCGGGGGCCGUGUGGUCCCCAACGCACGUGCAGGUGACGGUGCUGCAGGCGCGGGGCCUGCGGGCCAAGGGCCCCGGGGGCACGAGCGACGCGUACGCGGUGAUCCAGGUGGGCAAGGAGAAGUACGCCACCUCGGUGUCGGAGCGCAGCCUGGGCGCGCCAGUGUGGCGGGAGGAGGCCACCUUCGAACUGCCGCCGCUGCUGUCCGACGGGGCCGCGGCCGCCGCCACCCUGCAGCUCACCGUGCUGCACCGCGCGCUGCUCGGCCUGGACAAAUUCCUGGGCCGGGCCGAGGUGGACCUGCGGGAGCUGCACCGGGACCAGGGCCGCAGAAAGACCCAGUGGUAUACCUUGAAAUCCAAACCAGGAAAGAAGGAUAAAGAGCGAGGAGAAAUUGAGGUUGACAUCCAGUUUAUGAGAAACAACAUGACUGCUAGCAUGUUUGACCUCUCCAUGAAAGACAAGUCUCGGAAUCCAUUUGGGAAACUCAAGGACAAGAUCAAGGGGAAGCGUAAGGAUAGCGCGUCAGAUACUGCUUCAGCCAUCAUUCCCAGCGUGACACCCUCCGCUGACAGUGAUGAUGAGUCUCCUUCCAAAGACAAGAAAAAGAAAUCGAAGAUCAAGACCCUGUUUUCGAAGUCGAAUUUGCAGAAAACGCCACUUUCCCAGUCCAUGUCCGUCCUGCCUACUUCAAAGUCAGACCGAGUGCUGCUUCGUCCUGGAGACUUUCAGUCCCAGUGGGAGGAUGAUGACCAUGAGGAUGAAUCCUCCUCUGCCUCGGAUGUCAUGUCUCACAAGAGAACAGAGAGUGCAGAUGCUAAGCAACUGAACCAGAUCAAUUUCAGUCUUCCCAAGAAGGAAGGACUCUCCUUUCUUGGCGGCCUUCGGUCUAAGAAUGAUGUCCUUUCUCGCUCUAAUGUCUGUAUCAACGGGAACCAUGUUUACAUGGAGCAGCCGGAAGCCAAGAGUGAGACCAAGGACAGUACUCCCUCCUCUUCCCCGUCCCCCCAGGGCUUCAGGAAGAAGCAUCUGUUCUCCUCCACCGAGAACCUGGCUCCUAGGUCUUGGAAGGAGCCUGGAGAUGGAGGGGCGGUGUCCUCCGACAGGCGGUUCUCUGAGUCUUCCACAAAGGACUCUCCGAAAUCCAUGUCUCUGCCGACCUACCAGCCGCAGGGCAGUGGGGAUAUUCGGGAGAACACGGCUCCGGCGAGCUUGGAAGCUGCAAAAGAAACCAAAGAGAGCAAGAAGCAGGAGAACAAGAAGUCCUCUUUGCUUUCUCUGGUGACGGGAAAGAAGGACGUGGCUAAGGGCAGUGAGGGUGGAAGCCUGCCUACCAUCCCAGGGAAGGAGAAGGAAGGCACACUGAUGGAAGUCCAACCAAGGGAGGACCAGCCAGGGCCUGACGAAGACCUGGUGAAAAGCUCUGAGAAGGACACUCUGGCUGUCAUCUCUGGAUGGGUUAAAUCCCUGAAUCCCUUUGAGGAAGUGCCGAUCACAGAACCGGAAGCUGACCGAAAGCCCAAGUCAGAACCUGCACCAGCUGUCGGCUCUACAAGGGCUCCGCAGACCAAAGCUGUCAAGCCUCGACUGGACGUGUCUCCAGAGGCUCAACCCACAGCCAGGCUUCCUUCUUCCCCUGACUCUCCUCUCUUCUCUGCUCUUCUUUCCAGUUCUGGCCACACACCAGUCCCUUCUAAAUUGGGGCAUGGUGCAGAGACACCGUCCUCUGAAUCUCCCUCUGUCUUCUCUUUCUCAUCUCCCAUAGUGGCUCCCAUUUCCACCUCCACGCCAGUUGAGAACUGGCCUUCCACAGACAAGGGCCAAGCCUGUCCUGAAGAGCCAUCUUUGCUCCUUAAGGCAGAAUUGCCAAGGGAGAGUUUAACACAAGUUCCAAAGACUAUUUCUGGUGGCUCGGGGUCACUUUCCAAAAAGCUACCCACUCCAGCUUGUAAAGGGACGGAAGAUUCUCCCACAAGGAAGACCAGUGAGGUAGGCCCAGAGAGCACCGUCGGUAGUGACUCAGAAAAGUCUCUCCUGAAGCAGCCUGCAAUGGGGCACCAGGGGGAAGAUCUGGGGUUUCCCCCCUCAGAACGAGACUACGUCCCUUCAUUUCAGGAGGCCCAAGAAGUAACAUUCGCCCUUUCACUCAGAAGUGGGCAGACUGAAAGCCCAGUGGGGAGGCCUCCGAUGGGGGCAGACACAGACUCGGAGAGUCUGUCUGCGUCUUUUGGGGAGAACGGACUUCAGGAAGACAGCAUGACUUCUGCCAUGAAGGAAGGGGUGCCCCCUCUUCAGAUGGGAGAAUCGGCUCCCCCUCUUGGCUCCGUGAUGCAGAGACACGGAGAGAAUGUGGGCGAGAGCCGAAAGAAAAUCAAGAAGCACGUGUCAUUUUCUGAGCAGCUCUUUACGCAAGAGGAGCUAGAGAAGUCCGCCGGGCCGGUGGAAGAGGACAGAAGUGAUCCCCAGGAGCUGAUGCAUGAAGGAGCCGCUGCUGGAAACGUGUCAGACCGGGAGCCUGCUGGGUCCCUCCACGCAGAGGACGCAGAGAAGGGCGCUGUGUCCCCACCCGGGCGCGCGAAGUGCGGUGUUCCGGCUUCUGAGGCAGACCCCCUUCCCCGCCCCUCAUGCGAGGAGAGCGUCUCAGAAGGCCCCGUGAGUGAAGCAAGCUCAGGGAAAGACAUUCCCCUCUUGAGGAUCGAGCCAGACGAUAUACUUAUGGCUCAAAAUCAGAGCAAAGCCAGUGAUCACGAAGGUUUAUUGUCCGAUCCCCUGAGUGGCCUUCACUCUACCCCAGGUGUGAACUCUCCAGUCAUGGCUGAUCUGGGCUUAAUCCUUCCUUCCAUUCCUGAGGUGGCAUCGGAUGAUGAGAGAGUGGAUCAGGUUGAAGAUGACAGAGAGGCAGCCCAGGUGGCAGCCCUGGAAGGAGGGCCUUCUUCCUCGAGCCUGUCCCCUGCCCGUCCUGAGAUGGAAAAGGGGCCGAGGGGCGAGGCAGACGGGUGGGCGGCGCCUGUGGAGAGCCUGCAUGACCUCAGGUCAGAGGCACCCAAAGCAUCUGCUGCAGCGUCUUCAGGUCCAGCUGCAGCUUCAGGAAUUCACAAACCAGAUCUUGGCAAGGGCUCACGCUUGGAUAAACGGCUGCCAGGUCCUGGCAGUGGCGAGAAGGGAAAGCUGAUGGGAAAUGGGAGGCCAGGCCAGCCUCCUGAUAGGGCCCUGGAUUCUCCUAUAUCCAGCCCCUCCUUUUCUGAGACCUUUCCUGUUACACACUCUUCCCCCAGCAGCCCACACGCUGACACUCACCCCACCGGUACAGCAGAAUCUCAAAAAAAAGCAACAGCAGAGGGCUCCGCUGGUAAGGUGGAAAAUUCUAGCAAGAGGAAGCCGCUUCUUCAGGCCUGGGUCUCACCCUCAGAGACACAUCCAGUGUCAGCUCAGCCGAGCGCAGCAACGGGGUCAGCCAAGCACAGACUCCACCCCGUGAAGCCAAUGAACACAACAGCCACCAAGAUUGCUAACUCCAGCUUGGGCACGGCCACCAUCAUCAGUGAGAACUUGAUCAAUGAGACCAUGAUGAAGAAAUACAACCCCUCGGACCCCGCUUUUGCUUAUGCACAGCUAACCCACGAUGAGCUGAUCCAGUUGGUCCUCAAACAGAAGGAGACGAUAAGCAAGAAGGAGUUUCAGGUUCGCGAGCUGGAAGACUACAUUGACAAUCUGCUCGUCAGGGUCAUGGAGGAGACCCCCAACAUCCUCCGUAUUCCGGCUCAGGUCGGCAAAAAGGCAGGAAAGAUGUGAAUCGUCAGCCUAGGAGACGGAGACUGUUUUGUGAGUUUGUUUCCACCUGCUCCUGAGGCCAAGGACUCCGUAUGCCUGAUAACCAGCUUACAGGCUCAAAGUCACCAGCUGCCUCCCUUGCCUGUUAUCUGGCAAGAGUCAGUUCCACCAACUGAAGCCAGGUUAAUUAUUACAAUGAAUCUUUUACUGUACAUUCCCAGGGUUUUAUUUUUAAAUGCCACUGUGCCUUUAAGUAUAUUGUAAAUGUUUUAUGCUCUGACCAGAGAUGUGGUCAUAAGAUCUGCUCCUGGCCCAGAGACUCAGAUGGCGCAGGGUUAUUCGUGUAUUUAACAUUGGGAUUUUCUUUCUUCGAUAUUGACAUUUAAAACUACGUACUCCUCCUCCCACCCCGCCCCGUCAGUGAAGUGUGGGGUGAAAUGAGAAGGACCGGGCACAUACUUGCUUGGCUUUUGAGUAGCUCAGGGUGAUGUUUGGCUGCAGGUGCUAAGUUUUGAUACCAUGUAAACCUCUGGGCUUCUUGGACUUGGUCUUGUUGAUUUGACCGAAGCAGGGGAGGUUAAAGAAAGCCUCUGAGUGUGCCUUGUAGAUUUGGAACAAGCUGCCUUUUCUAAGCACCAGCUGCACUACUCUUUAGCCUUACAGUGUGCUCCUGAUUGGUCCAUAGGGCGUGUCUGUGGGGACGUGAGAAGCAGAAGAGGGAAUUCCUCACUUUGCACUCACUUAACGGGGGUUGGUCAAAGGCUCACGGUAGCCGGUAGCCAGGUUCCUGCUGGCUAGAGUGGCCUCAUCAGUGCUUGAGAAGGGAUCGGGUGGCCCAAGCAUUUACUCGGUUCCACCAGGUAUGGGAUUAUCUCAGUAGGACUCCUGUGGCCUGUUCCCCAGUGCCUUUGCUUGGCUCCCUGAUUUCCUCAGCAACACUUCCUGGCGAUUCCCGCCCCCCACCAACCCUUGUUACAAAAUUACGAAGAGCAAGAAGAUUAACACUUAGUUUUGGUUGGCUGUAUUUUUAAAUCUAGAAGAACACACCUAUUUUUUAAAGCUAGGACGCUUCUGAACUAAUAGCUCCAGUUCGGAUUCCUCAGGUAGUUUCCUUGUUCGGAACCUAAUACUGGAAUUAGAAUGUUUCUGUGUUGCUCGUUUUUUUUUUCCCUCCUGGUUGUGACAGACUCUUACCAAACUUUGACUUCUCUCCGGGGCAGAAGAAGAUCACAGGCCAGCGCGGUGGGCAGGGCUUGAGGCAACAACAGUCAUUAGCCUGGGGUCUCUUCUCUGUAUGUUCUUGUUCUGUGGAGGGUAAAGAGGCAGGACGGUUAGCAGCAGAACCCCUUUUCAGGAUCACACGUUGGCUGCAAUGUUAGUUAUAUCGGAGCACUUUAACCUGAAGGGUGAUACUAUAACUUGAUUAAUCAGCUUUUGAUUAUCUUACAGGAGUGGGGACCACUGUAAACUUCCCAGAUGACUUGUAUUUUUGUAGUGCUAUGAGAGUUAUUUACAUACCUAUAAAGAGAACCAUGUAUUCGCCUCAACUCUGAAAACGUACAUGUAUAUAUAUUCGUUCCGCAAUAGGUUUUUUACUUAAAAACGUAUUUUGACUGUGAUAACCCAAGGGCACUGGGGCAGGGGUGCUCUGAAUGAUUUCUCCUUAGAAGAGCUGGUGUGGAGACCUGCAUUGUUCACGAGAGGUGCUUGGUCUGGAGAUAUUAUCUGCCGCUAGGACCUCGGGUAUGUAACUCGGUCAGUGUUUGAGAGGGACGUCUGGGUAGAAGAGUGAAUUCCUAUGCUCUGAAAUGCCACUUGGGGACUCUGGAGGAUGAAGGACAACUUACUUCAAGGGUGUCUGGCUUCUACCACUGCUGGGGAAAAAAAUCCAAUUUAUAGCAUUCCUGCACCUCUCAAAGUAGCUAACCUGGAGGGCAUGAGGUAAUGAGUGUCCUGGAGGGCUCUACUUUGGUGGAGGAUUUAUCUAGGAGAAGCUUUAGUCUUCCCUGAGCCAUUAGCAGGGGCUGGUGAAUCGGAGUGUUGGAGCUCCUGUGCCCGGCACCUGUCGGAGGGCGCACGCUCACCUACACGAGGAGAGUUGGGACUCGCCUCUGGCUGCUAGAAAUGCCAACCUGAUGGAAGGACGCUGGGAGGAAGCUGUGUUCUGGAGAAGCAGGAGCAGGUCUUUUCCUGGCCUUGCCCAGCUGCCUCCAGAAAGAGCAGUCAGUACUUAAGGGAAGCAUCAGAUUAAACACUGAACACCUUGCAGUGAACUUCAGUUGGAGGUCAGCCUCCUGAAAAAAAUGUCAAUCCUUUGCCUGUUUCCUUUCAUCUCAUUCCUUGGACUUUGACAGGUUUCCUGCCCUCCAUUUUAUUCCUGUGUUAACGCAUAUCACAGUGGAGGAACAAGAAAGUCUGCCCUUUGCCAUGAGGAAGAGCUCUUGACCCUGAGUGGGAGGUGUGUGCACAUGAAUAGGGUGUGUGUGUGUGUAUAGGGUGUGUGUGUGUGUGUGUGUGUGUGUGUGUGUGUGUGUGUGUGUGUGGUUUCCAGCUUUGCUAACAGUGGGAGCUCAAAAGGGCAGAGAGGGGGGAGGGCCUAUGACACUCAGCCACAUACCCAAUUGAAGGCCAGAGGCAAUUUACUGUUAAAUUAGGUAGGAUCUUCCCUCCCUGAGUCCCUUUUCCCAAUCGAUCUUUUUAUUUUCUUUUUGAGAACUACGAAUUAAUGAUCCCUCAAGGCUGACAGAUUAAUUGCCUUAGGUGGAGAAUUUAGCCUCCUAGUAAUCAUACCAACCUCGACUCUGUGGUUUCUCACUAUCUAUUAUAUGAGCUACUAACUUGACUUCUUCCACCCUCCGAUUGAAAGAUCACCCAGCAUUUUUGGAUUAUAAAAUAAUUUCCUGCCUUGUUAGUUUGGGAGUUUUUAAUUUCUUUGGUUUUGUUUUUCAGAAGUAACCUAAAAUUUCUACAACACUAAAUAAAAUGGUACUACCUUUCAAAGAUUUGUGUCUGUACUUUCAUGUGGGUGCAAUAAAAAUGUCUUCUUAAAGAAAACCUCUCGGGAGACUUGGGUGGCUCAGUCGUUAAG
Neomonachus schauinslandi (Hawaiian monk seal) is the source of this 6995-nucleotide messenger RNA. It is a transcript of the gene RAB11FIP1, whose product is annotated as RAB11 family interacting protein 1. The record is from RefSeq and is a predicted model, not a curated record. Gene Ontology annotation, molecular function: small GTPase binding. The transcript has 6 exons. Gene Ontology annotation, cellular component: intracellular membrane-bounded organelle. Bases 107 to 3928 code for a protein of 1273 amino acids. Lineage: Eukaryota; Metazoa; Chordata; Mammalia; Carnivora; Phocidae. Gene Ontology annotation, biological process: regulated exocytosis.